AUGGUUUUAAAGAAUAAACCAAUUAAAUAUUUUAAAAAAUAUGCUUUUAAAAAUAAGUCUUUUUUCAGUCAUUUUAACAGAAAAGAAUAUGACAUAAUUUGCACACAAUUUCAUACAUGUAUUAGAAGAUCAAAUGAUAAUUUAAAUAAUAACAUAUUAUAUAAUCCCUUCUCAAGAGUAAGUUACAGAUUAUAUCAAACAAAUAAAUGUGAACAAAAUUUGAAUGAAAUAUUACAAAAGGCGAAUGAUAUAUUAAAAGAAACAAAUUUUUAUGCAUACAUAAAACACGAAGAUGUAGAUGUAGAAAAUAAUUUAAAAUUGAAAAAGAAAAUAGAUAAUGAUGUAGAAGUGUUUAAAUUAUUAAACCUUUUGAAUAAAAUAUUAAUGGUAAUAAAAGAAAAUGAUGAUUUAAAGUUAAAGGUAUGGAAUAAUCCUAUAUUUAUUGAUUUUUUAUCAUAUAUAAAGUUAAAAAUUCCUUUAUUCAAUUUUUAUGAAAUGUUUUUAUUUGUAUUGUGUUUCUCCAAAAUUGAAUUUAUGCCCCAUGAUUUGUUAGAAGAAAUCAUGUUAGUGAUAAAAGAAGAAAAUUAUUUACUUCAUUUUUUAAAAGAAGAUAAAACUAAAUUUUUUCAAUUCUUAUUAAUGUUAUCUAACAUAAAAAAUUUAAGAGGAAAGUAUAUUAAAGAAGAAAAUAAUUUGAAUAAGAAUCAUAUAAAUAAUAAUCAUGUGAAUGAAAAAUUGUCGCAUUAUUCCACUUUUAUAAAUAAUUACACCAAUGUUAUUUUGAAAGGCUUAAUUAAAAAGGAAGAUGAAAAAGGCCUAGACGUAGAAGAGACAAAAAAUUAUAUGAACCAAAUAAUUCAUACUAAUGAUGAAAAUAUACAUGAUAUAAAAAAUUACAAUUUAGGUGAAGAGGAAAAUGAAUUAAAAACUAAGUUAUCUCGCACAUAUGAAUUAGAUUGUUAUAUGUUAUUGUGUACGGCUUUAUAUAAUUUAAAUGUAAAAAAUGGAUUCUUAUUAUAUCAUAUAAGUAAUCAAAUAAUUAAUAUAAUAGAAAAUAAAAAUAAUGAAAUGAUAAAAGAGGAAAAUAUGUAUACAGAAAAUAUACAAAAUAUAAAUGAUCACAAAAUAAAACAAUAUAUUGAAACAAAUGAAAUAACAUUAGAGAAAAUAGAAAUUGCUAAAAAAUUAAUUAAUAUAUAUUUAUCAUAUUCUUCAUUAGGAUGUGAUAAUUAUCAUUUUUAUGAUAAAAUGAAUUCUUUUUUAUACAAUACAGUUGAAGCAAUUCCAAUAUCAAAUUGUUUAACUUUACUUUUGUCUAUAUCCACUUUGAAAGAACAAUCAACUUUUAAUUUCCCUUUAUGUAUUUUAUCUAUAUUAGAAAAAAAAUUCAUAAACAAUUUUUACGUCCUUGAUACAAGAGAUUUGUUAUUAUUAAUUUAUUUAUUUACAUAUUUAAAAUUAUACGUUUCGCAUCAUGAGGCCUAUGUAUGUAUGUUGGAUUAUUUGGUAAAUUUCCAUAAUUUUGAUAAUUUAUCUAGCGAAGAAGAUCAGGUAAAAUUAUUGCAAAUUUAUAUUUCGCUAGCUCAAACUAGCCAAAAUGGUAUUUUAGAAAAGAAAGAAAAAAAAAAAAAAAAAAAAAUUUGUAUUGGAGAAAAUGAAUAUAACAAAAAUGUAGAUAAAAAUGAAAAAGAAAGUAGAUAUGAAAAACAAUAUGAGGAUAAAAAUGAGGAUGAAGAAAAAUUAGAUUAUUGUGAUGACCUUGAAAAUAAUAAUAUUAAUAAAUUAAUUGUGGAAAAAUUAAAAACGAAUGGUGUUAUGGAUAAACUUUUCAAAAAUAUUAAAAUAGAAAAUGAAACAAAUAUUCCUGAAAAAAAUGAGGAGAUUAAUGAAUAUAUAGAUGAUCUAUAUUCCUUAUUAACAAAUGAAUUUGAUAAUAAAAUUUGUAAAAUCAUAAAUAUCAAGAAAAAUGAAAUAUAUUUGAAUUAUUACUUAAAUCACGUAUAUGUGCUAUUACAAAAAAUCGAUAAUCCAAAUCAUGAAAAAGAAAUAGUUAUACAUUUUGAUACAAACCAUGUUGAUUAUGUGUCUAACCCUAUAGAUAUAUAUAUCAAUAUGAAAAAACAGCAUAUCAAUAAUUUUAAUAGAAAAUAUAUUUUAAUUAACAUGUAUAUAUGGAAGAAUUUUACAAUUGAAGAAAGGAAAAGGUUUAUAUAUGACAACAUAAUAAUGUGA
Plasmodium falciparum 3D7 is the source of this 2232-nucleotide messenger RNA. RefSeq lists its product as uncharacterized. NCBI's taxonomy places the organism in Eukaryota, Apicomplexa, Aconoidasida, Haemosporida, Plasmodiidae. The record is from RefSeq and is a predicted model, not a curated record.